GUCAUAACGUUAAUCAAGACUCAAGAUUCCGAAAGCACGGCGCACAACUGUAUUCUCGUGCUCCCGAAUUCGCUUCCGAUUUCUUCCUCGUCGGAGGGAGACCGCUAGAUACCCGAGGGUCUACAUACAAAAGCUACAAACGUGCUCAAUUGAGGAAAUGAUUCAACCCAGAAGAAAUUCCUAUUCUAAAGAACAAUUAAUAAACAAAUGUUCGAGCGGGACAAAAAUCAUAAAAGAGCAUCACGAGCAGCCAAUCCACAAAAGAGAAGCUCGACCACGCGCAUGAGAGAUCCUGAAUGCCCAAAGGGGCCUCCGGAAGCAUAUCGCUACGCAGUAUGUGACCUUAGCUCGUACCUGCAGAUCACAAGAGAAGGAGAAUUCAGCAGAGCGAGGUGUGUAAUCUCCAACGUUGUGUGGAUUGGAGGGCGAAGCUGCGGAUGCAACAAAGGUGUGACAACGAGAAUGAUUGUGCCCGUUCGUACCCCUCUUUUCCCCGCACAAACUCUUUUUUUUUAAGGCGACAGAAAGCGCGGGAAGCAAAAGGGCUCGUCACAGCAACCGUGUGACGCUUCACGUCCCCGUCCUUCCACGUCAACCGUGGAACCAAUCGCUGCAAGUCCCCAGCUUGUGAUUAUCCAUGUUUCUCCCAUUCUCGGUUCUAGCCAGCCCCUCCAGCUAGGCCCCCACUCCACGUGGCAUUCAGAGACGCCAAGGAUGGGAUUUCUCUCUUGUUGGUUUUCAGGUGCCAUCUGGUGCACAUGACAUGGCUUUUCCCAUACAUCACAUAAGAAGGUGUCUUCUCACCUCAAGUUUUCAAAACUUUCUCGUUGUUGUUCAGGUGGUUGGCCCCACGUAUUCAUGGCACAGUGUGCACUUUCCUAGGUUGUCGUCGUAAUACUUGAAUACUGGGUAAAAACUAUGUGCAUAAGAUAUACAUUUUUAAGUCAAUACGGGUCCACAUCAUCACGGACAUUUCUUCCUUUACUGCCAGAACUUUAAAUUUCGAGAGAG
This is a messenger RNA of Marchantia polymorpha subsp. ruderalis, 1011 nucleotides long. The record is from the annotation of a GenBank genome assembly. Lineage: Eukaryota; Viridiplantae; Streptophyta; Marchantiopsida; Marchantiales; Marchantiaceae.